Molecule: messenger RNA, 2489 nt
Organism: Micromonas commoda
Lineage: Eukaryota; Viridiplantae; Chlorophyta; Mamiellophyceae; Mamiellales; Mamiellaceae
Exons: 2
Coding region: 1-2460 (819 amino acids)
Source: RefSeq, a predicted model, not a curated record
AUGGCGAGCGCUCUGCCGGUGGUUGUCCGCGUGAAGCGCAAGAGGGAGCUCGCGCCGGUGGACACCAUCGUGGUGGAGGCCGAGGAGAGCCACGCCGCGAAACGUCGGGCGCGAGAUGCGGCUCUGGCGGCGGAGCUCGAUACGGCCCUGUCGGGAGCGCUGGGAGAUUCCGUUGACGAGCGUCAAAGCUCGAUUGCGGGCGGCCACGGAUCCGAGCGCGCGCCUCUCGAGGGGACGGGGCGUCCUAAUAGGCGCAGGUUCCGACGCGUCCAGAUGACCCUGUCCGUGGCAGAUGCUCAGGACGAGGGGCGCGUGAGGGAGCUCGUGCAGACAGUCGUGGCAGCGACCCGCAAGAGGGUUCAAGAGGAUGUUGCUAGUGGUGGUGAGUCUACCUCACUGUCGAAGGUCACGGAUGGCAUCGUGGACCCGGCGUCGCAUCCGACGAAGCGUGCAACACGGUUGACACGACCCGCAAACGCCAGGUCAACCAGCGACGCGAUGAGCGGGCACUUCCGCAUGUACGACCUCGUGUGCGACGAGGGUGAGGCACCUCCCCCUGCGAAACCAUCUCCUUCCACGAGGAAACCCGUGGGUGCGGGACUCCGGCGGGGCGCGAGACCUCCCCCGCCUCCUCGCGACGCCACCGACGAGCCGAGGGAGGAGGAUCCGGCGCGGCUCCUGUGCAACUACGCCCCGAUGCUACGAGAGUACCUCGGCACAGACGCCUUGGGGACGAACGGCGAGACUGGCGUAACUGAAGGUGGCGAUGAUGAUGAUAAGUACGUUUACGAUGUGUACGUUAGGGCCGAUGACGAUGACGAGGAAGAUGACGAGGGUGCAAACUCCAAAUUCGUAGGUGACGUCAACGCAAAAGCCAACCUGGCAAGUUUGAUAUACGUCAACAGCGAAGACGCAGCGCUAUUCGAAUGGAUGGAUGGCCUCGCGGAGGAGUACGACCACGAGGACGAUGUAGACUCUCAAGACUCCAACAGGGAGGACGCGCCGGACGCUGAUUACCCGGAAGAUGAGAGCGAUUCGUACAGUGAAGGGGACUCGCGCGAAGACUGGGUUGGAGGAUCGGAUGACGACGGGUUUGGCAGUCGGCAUCGCGGCGGAUACAAUUGGGUGGAUGGAGGCGUCGAGGGAGAUUACUCGGGGGAUGAUGACGUGUAUGAUGAGUUCCACGGGGGAAUAGAGAGGCACAGCGGCUAUCGUGAGGGAAGCAUGUCCGCGAAGAAGCCGGGCUGGGAUGGAUCAACCAAGAUCUUAGAGGCAUCUACGGGCACCGAGGCCGGAUCUACGCUGGCCUGGGUCGAGCAGUCGCGACUCAACCGCAAGGAGUUCAACGACCAGCUCGAAAACUCUCUAAAACUAGUUGGAUUGUCUCGGAGGAACCCCAAGAGGUCUAAGAGCAUGACUCAGAAGCGCAAGGGUUUGCACGAGCGUCAUGCCACCGCAUCGCUGUCUCCGAUUGAGACCGGCGUCCUCGAUGAGCUUCAGUCGUUGCUGGCGACCGCGGCAGCCCAUCCGCCUGAUAGCGAGAGAGUCGCGAACCUGGAUGACGCGACGACGGCUACGGCAUCAACUCCGCCACCUCCGCCUACGGCGACAGGGUUCGAUCCAGCGAAGACCCCCCAUGCUGGUCGUGUUGUGAUGCCCGCCGCUAAGCCCGGAGCGAAAAUAUUGCGCGGAUCGGUCGUUGGGGACCUUCGAGCCACGCUAGAAGAGACGAGGAGCUUGUUAAGCGACCGGGACGAGCAGUUGAGGAAAGCUCGGCUGAGGGAGGCCGAACUGAUGACCGCGCUUGAGAGCGAGAGGCAGUGCGUGUUGCGUGCCGAGCGCAGAAUUGAGUCAUUGGAGCGCGCUUUGGGAGUUGCGGAUCCUCAGGGCGUGUUUCCAGUUCCAGCUAACGUCCACACGGAGAACGACGAAUUGGAAGCGAGUGCACAGAUCCUUGAGGCGUCGUUUGAUGAGUACCUUGAUGAGAAGAGCGUGACGGAGCGUGGCCACGGGUCGCGUGACUUGAGGGAACCCUUAGAUAUCGUGGCGAGGGCCGAGGCGGCCGUGAGAGGAGCGAUCGAGGAGGCUGCGAGGGCAGUGUGCGCAGAAGCGAGCGCAAAGGAGGCCGUGAGGUUGAUGACUGAAGCUGAGACGCAGACUGCGCUGGCCGAGGCGCUUCGUGCUUCGCGUCGUCGCGAGGAAGCACUUGCUGCUAGAAUAUCCGUGCUUGAACGCGAUAGAGCCGCGAGGAUAAGCGUGGGAAGCAGGGGCCCUCCAAGCAUCAUACCUUCAGCGGCGCGGGAGGCAAUCCUCGCGAAGGCUGCUUCGCGGGAGGCGAACCUCGAGCGUGGCGACGGCAGAUCCAGAGGACUUGCGCCGUCUCCGGCCCUGGUGCAACUUCUAAAUAAGGAGUCAUCUGGACACCGGUCGCGCGCUGACGGUGCCAUCGUCACCAGCUAGAUGUAAAUGUUACACACUUAGUCACUUGU